This is a messenger RNA of Solanum lycopersicum (tomato), 1086 nucleotides long. Lineage: Eukaryota; Viridiplantae; Streptophyta; Magnoliopsida; Solanales; Solanaceae. The record is from RefSeq and is a predicted model, not a curated record.
AUGACUGUUACAUGGACAAGUGGUUACAACAUUGAUGAAGUUGUUCCAUUUCAUCGUACAGGAUCUCCUGCUAGAGCUAUGGGAUGGAGUGAUCCUGGAUUCAUACAUACAAGUUUUCUCAAGGAGUUAUGGCCAAAUGUGCAAAAACGCGAUUGUUCAAAUGAAUAUAAUGAUUAUCAGCCAGGUUCACUUAUGACAACUGACACCCUUAUUGAUGACCUUGGUAACAUUGAUGCGGUUUUCCUUAUUGGACAUCUCCCCUAUGCAAAUUACGGAUAUACCUCACGAUGGGAUCAAUUUACAGCACAAGUAGAGCCAAUUAAUAGCAUUUCAUAUUUGCAAGACACAAUUAGUGUUCUUCUAACUCUCUACAAUUUGUUUUCUGGUGGUAACCAUGAAAGAACCUGGGAGAACAGUGGAUCAAUAUACAACGGUCUAGCUUCGGUCACUGAACAUGACUGGAGAGAGGGAUCAGAACGAUACAAGCUUAUCGAGCAAUGCUUUGCGUCAGCCAAUAAACAUAAACAAUCUUGGCUAAUUUUUGCUGCUCAUCAUGUUCUUGGUUACUCUUCCAAUGAAUGGUAUGUUGAUGAAGGAUUGUUUGAAGAGGCCAUGGGAAGGGAGCACUUGCAAAAGCUCUGGCAAAAUUAUAAGGUUGAUAUGACAUUCUUUGGGCACGUUCAUAACUAUGAAAGAGUUUGCCCCAUUUACCAGAAUAAAGAAAAGGGGCAUACUGUGGGAACUAGUUAUGGAUUUAUCUUGUCCAAAAGUGAAGAAAAGUUUGCAAAUUACACUAUAUUUCUUAUUGCUCUACCUGAGUCGAUUGUCUAUAUCAGAAAGUCCUUUUCACCUUUAGGGGUAGAGGAAGAAUGUAGAAAGGCCUUAUAUCAUAUGGUAAUUAUUGAUGAGCUUCCUUUCAGAUUUGUUGAAAAAGAAGUUGAUAAUGCUGGUUCAAAUACUUUGGCAAUAACCGAGUUGUCUAAGCAAUUAACUAAAUGGGGAACCAACUUAAUGGGUGGUAGUCACCUUCUUAUCAGGCGUAUGGCUCAUAUUGUGAAUCUUAUUGCUCAAUAUGGUACAAAAUAA